Messenger RNA from Artibeus jamaicensis (Jamaican fruit-eating bat), 5611 nucleotides. It is a transcript of the gene PLEKHM1, whose product is annotated as pleckstrin homology and RUN domain containing M1. The transcript has 13 exons. Lineage: Eukaryota; Metazoa; Chordata; Mammalia; Chiroptera; Phyllostomidae. The record is from RefSeq and is a predicted model, not a curated record. Bases 379 to 3612 code for a protein of 1077 amino acids.
GCGUCAGUCGCCCUGGGCGCAGCUUGAUGUUGUCGGUAACCCGGAGGCCGCUGGGUCAGGUCGGAUCUUCGGGGGCUGCUGCGGCUGGGAGAACUUCAUGCUCCGCUACCUGCUCCCUUUGUUGAAAACCAUGACUCAUCGAUCAGAACUAUAGUAGCUGGACCGCUUAAAUGCCAGGCUGUUGUUCCGAAUAGCCAGGUACGGGAUUAGAUUCAAUCCGCAGAGAGGAGACUGUUGGGAAUGGCUGAGGAGUCCCCGAGGAGAGGGGGUUGCUGUUUACUGAUGGCUGCAAUGCUUCGAAAGCCGUGAGGCCGGCUCAUCUAUUUGUUCUUUUAAUGUGUCAUGUGGUUCUCCUCGGGAGCUGCUGUGUGAGUGGAAAUGCUCUCAGUGGUGGAAAAUGGACUGGCCCCCCAGGCCGCCAUCCCGGUCAUCAAGAAGAAGCUAGUGGGGUCCAUGAAGGCGCUGCAGAAGCAGUACGUGUCCUCCGACGCAGCGGUCACCAGCGAGGACGGAGACGCCAACUCCAUGUGCAGCGCCCUGGAGGCCGUGUUCAUCCACGGCCUGCAUGCCAAGCACAUCCGGGCCGAGGCCGGGGGCAAGAGGAAGAAGAGUGCCUACCAGAAGCCGCUGCCGCAGCCUGUCUUCUGGUCCCUCCUGAAAGCUGUCACCCACAAGCACAUCAUCUCGGAGCUGGAGCACCUGGUCUUCGUGAGCACGGACGUGGGCCGCUGCCGGGCCUGGCUGCGCCUGGCCCUCAACGACGGCCUGAUGGAGUGCUACCUGAAGCUGCUGCUCCAGGAGCAGGCCCAGCUGCGCGAGUACUACCAGCCCACCGCCCUGCUGCGCGACGUGGAGGAGAGCGAGUUCCUGCUCAGCUUCCUGCAGGGGCUCACGUCCCUGUCCUUCGAGCUCUCCUACAAGUCGGCCGUCCUAAACGAGUGGACGCUCACGCCGCUGGCCCUCUCUGGGCUCUGCCCGCUCUCCGAGCUGGACCCCGCGUCCACCUCUGCUCCCGAACUGCAGCGGAAGGAGUCUCUGGAUUCCAUCUCCCAUUCCUCGGGCUCCGAGGACAUCGAAGUCCAGCACUCGGGCCAUAAGAUCCAGCGCAGCAGGCAGCUCACCGCCUCCUCCCUCAGCCUGGACACGGCCAGCUCGUCCCAGCUGUCCUGCAGCCUGAACUCGGACAGCCUCCCGCUCCAGGAGAACGGCUCCAAGAGUCCCGAUCACUCGGAGGAGCCCAUGUCCUACGACUCAGACCCGGGGACAGCCAAUGCUGAUGACUCAGACCCAUCCCUGCAGGAGGUGUUGUCGGAGUUCAGCAAAGCCCAGGUAAACUCUGUGCCAACCAACGGACUGAGCCAAGAACCGGGGAUCCCCACACUGGAGGCCUCACUGUCCCUCCAUGGCGCCCGCCUCGACACCAGCACACACCUGCACUUCGAUGCACCUGCAGAGCCCCUCCCUCCCCGAGCAGCCUCUGGGGCCGGGGAUGGUGGCCACACUCAGGAGCCACCUUCCCAGACACCUGGCUCCCUGGGCUUGCAGCAUCUGGGCACUGACCGUGCUGUCACUCUGGGAAGCACAUCAGACCAGCAGCCUUCUGGUCCCGUGAGAGCAGUCGGCCAAGGGAGUGGCCAGCAGAAGCCUUCGGUGGGUGGCGGAGCUGCACUGAGCCCCACGGUUUCCUCCCCAACCAGUCCGAAAGGCAAGAGCUGGAUCUCGGAAGAUGACUUCUACCGGCCCCCCCAGGAACGACCCCCAGGGAGUCCUUCCAGUCCGUCCGAUAGCUCCGUGGCUUCUUCCGGGGGGUCUCCAGAGUCCACGCCUGGGUUCCUCAGGCAUUUUUCUCAAGGGCCAAGAAAGAGCUCCUCCAUGGGCGCCUUAGACGAAGCUUGCACGCCUUCCCUGGGAACCAGGAAGAGCAAGGCGGCCGCGGCGCGGGAGCCCAAGAUCUUCCGGGUGGUGCACCGCAGGCAGAUGGGACUGUCCAACCCGUUCCGGGGUCUCCUGAAGCUGGGCACCGUGGGGCGGCGGGGAGCGAUGGGCAUCUGGAAGGAGCUCUUCUGUGAGCUCUCCCCGCUGGAGUUCCGCCUCUACCUGAACGGCGAGGAGCGCACCUGCGUGGAGAACUGCUCGCUGCUGCGCUGUGAGUCCGUGGGGCCGGCCCACAGCGACGGCCGCUUCGAGCUGGUCUUCUCCGGCAAGAAGCUGAGCCUGCGGGCCUCCUCCCAGGACGAGGCCGAGGACUGGCUGGACCGGGUGCGGGAGGCCCUGCAGAAGUGCCGGCCCCAGCAGGAGGACGAGUGGGUGAACGUCCAGUACCCAGAGCAGCCUGACGGCCUCCCUGACGGCCCCCAGGGCGGCCUCCCCUCCCACUCGGACGCGCUCUCGGAGCCCGAGACCCUCCAGGGCACGCAGUUCGAUUGGUCCUCUGCCCAAGUGCCCGAGCCAGACGCCAUCAAAGAAUCCCUCUUGUACUUGUACGUAGACAGGACCUGGACACCCUACAUUUUUUCCCUGUCCUUGGAGUCCUUGAAAUGCUUUCGCGUGAGGAACAAUGACAAGAUGUUGAGUGACAGCCACGGAGUUGAGACCAUACGAGACAUCCUGCCAGACACGAGCCUCGGGGGCCCAUCCUUCUUCAAAAUCAUCACGGCCAAGGCUGUCCUGAAGCUGCAGGCCAGCACCACGGAGGAGGCCGCCUCCUGGAGGGAUCUGGUGCGCAAGGUCCUGGCGUCCUACUUGGAGACAGCCGAGGAGGCAGUGACGCUGGGCGGGAGCCUGGAUGAGAACUGUCAGGAGGUGCUGAAGUUCGCCACGGGGGAGAACGGCUUCCUGCUGCGGUACCUGGUGGCCAUCCCCACGGAGAAGGGCCUGGACUCCCAGGGCUGCUUCUGUGCAGGCUGCUCCCGGCAGAUCGGCUUCUCGUUUGUUCGACCCAAGCUCUGUGCCUUCUCUGGCCUCUAUUACUGUGACUUCUGCCACCAAGACGAUGCCUCAGUGAUUCCAGCCAGGAUCAUCCACAACUGGGACCUCACCAAGCGCCCGAUCUGCCGGCAGGCCCAGAAGUUCCUGACGCAGAUCCGGGCCCAUCCGCUCAUCAACCUGCAGCUGGUGAACCCAUCUCUGUACGAACACGAGGAGCAGAUGCAUCUCAUCGGGCAGAGCCGGGAACAGCUGAAGCUGCUGGGCGAUUACCUGGGCCUGUGCCGAAGCGGAGCCCUGAAGGAGCUAAGCAAAAGGCUCGGCCACAGGAAUUAUCUCUUGGAGUCUCCCCACAAGUACAGCGUCGCCGACCUCCAGCAGCUCCCUAAAAGGCUUGGCGGCCUGCGUGUGCCCCGACAGAUCUCCGAAGGGACGUACGAAGGGUUCCUCAAGGCCCUGAUCGAGUCCGCCUCCCAGCACGUCUACCACUGCGACCUCUGCACCCAGCGCGGCUUCAUCUGCCAGAUCUGCCACCACCGCGACAUCAUCUUCCCCUUUGAGUUCGACACCACAGUCAGGUGUGGUGAAUGCAAGACCGUCUUCCACCAGACGUGCCAGGCCGUGGUGAAGGGCUGCCCCCGCUGUGCCCGCCGGCGCAAGUACCAAGAACAGAACACUCUCACCUAACCCGGUCUCCUGCCCCCGCUCAGAGGCCUCGGCUGAGGCUUCAGCUCAGCCAUCCCAGCCGGGUUUGCUGUGAGCCCGGGUGCUCCCUCAAGGUGUCACGGCUGCCUCCCGUGUCAGGAAGCCCCAGAUGUGACCAGAGCACAUGCCUGCCAGAGGGGCCCUUGAUGAUGCACCCCCUCCUGCUCCGGGAGGUGGGGACGCCAGCAGAACCCCCUUGUUUGGGGUGCUGGGGCGGGGGCUUUGCACUAACCAGGGCCUGGCUGACUGCACUAACCAGGGCCUGGCUGACCGCACUAAGGUGGCGCCUCCGUCAGGACGGUUCACACUCUGGGGACAACAAGACUUGGGACACAUCUUCAAAUUCACAUUCCUGAUUAAAAGGUCUAGUUUUUUAAGGUGGGUUUUCCCCCCUUCAUAUUUCAACAGAAACUAUUUUUUUAUUCUUAACCUUACAAGUCACCCAAGAAAUCCAGAUAUCCUUACCCUGAGCAAACACACUGGUGCUGCUCAGGCCUGGUCGGCAGAUGGGUGGGUGGCUGGACCAGCUGGCCAGCCGCUUGCUGCCAGAGCUGCAGUGCAAGGUGCCAAAUGGCCAGGCGGGCGGGGUCAGACCUGAUGACCAGCCUCUUCCUCUCCCUCUUCACUCCCCGCCCCCGCCCUGCCCACCCGAAAAGCCCACCGGUUUCUCUGUCCUGGACUUGGGUCCCUGCAAGGAAAGGGUGACUCAGAACCAGCACUGCCAGCACUUUGGGCCUUCCUCCGUCCAGGGAAGGGUCAUCGUCUCGCCCGCCCCUCAGCCCCGUGCGCUCCCCACUCCUACCCUACACGCGCGCAGCAGGGUGCUGCUGCAGACACCCCGGGGACCCACCCCUGCCGGGACGGAGGCAGGCUGCACCCACAGAGAAGGCCGUGAGCCCAGGCUGGGGGCGAGUCUCACGCGCACAGUGGAGCAGCAACCCGUCCUCCCACGAAGUGCCAGCCCGGCUGCUGGGACCUGCAGGGACCUGCGGGAGAAGGUCUGCGGCAGGCAGGGUGCCUCACCUCUGUGUACAAAGCCAUGCGUUCACAUAGCUUUGCUGGACUGGCCCCAGCGGGGCAGGGCUAUGCUGCUCGAGACUGCGCUGGAGCGCAUCACCAUCGAAGAGGUGGAGGUGGGGUGGGAGUCUGGAAUGGUUUUCAAGUGAUAUUUAGACCCUUGGGGUUUGGGGGAAUCUGGGUGUGAUUUCUCUGCUGCCUUCCCCCACCUCUCCUGAGCCCAGCCGGCUCCCCUCAGGUCUGGGGUCCUCUGGCCAUCUCACAUACACUCAGCCUGAGAUCGGAGACCUCAGGUGGAGACCCGCCUGCCCCAACCAAGAGAUGAACCUACUCCCACCUUUCGCUUGGGGUGAUUCGGCUGCUGAGUCACCUGCCUAGCUCUGAGGAGCUGGAUAAAUUGUGCAAUAGGACAGAGGAAGUGCUAGGCAGCUGGGGGAGGGGCUGCCACAGAACCUCUCUGUCCCCUCGGAAGAAGGCACACACCUGUACCCAGGGCUCCAAAGCCUCCGGAACUGGAAAGCGGGUCCCCUUGCCUCAUCCCACCCCUCACAGUGGCAUUAAUGCUCCACUGGGGGCACAGCCUGAUCGGAGCCCAGAUCGCCCCAGGUCCCAGGUGGGUGGUGUCCCCUGUGCCCUGCCCUGUCUCCUGGGGCCUGUGAGUAUAUCCACUCCAGAACGUGCUCGAGGAGGCGGCAGGAGUGAGGUCCCCCCCUCCAGACCAGUAGCAUUAGCACGGACCCCCUGCCCAUCACCCAAAGCUGCUGAUGCUUUCUGAUGAGCUAACCUUUACCCCCUCACUUCCAAUGGAAAGCUGACGUGAACCUCACUCUUUUUAACAUGUCAUUUUAUGCAAUAAACUUUGCAGCCUGGGGCCCCAGCCCCGAGAAGUGCUUUGCCAUGUACUGAAGGAACUGCUGCUGUGUGAUUUUUGAAUGAUUUUGCAGUAAAAACCUGGUAUUUCUAA